This is a messenger RNA of Eleginops maclovinus (Patagonian blennie), 2637 nucleotides long. RefSeq names its product POC1 centriolar protein A (gene poc1a). Gene Ontology annotation, molecular function: protein binding. NCBI's taxonomy places the organism in Eukaryota, Metazoa, Chordata, Actinopteri, Perciformes, Eleginopidae. The record is from RefSeq and is a predicted model, not a curated record. The transcript is spliced from 11 exons. The coding region runs from base 173 to 1585 and encodes 470 amino acids. Gene Ontology annotation, cellular component: ciliary basal body; centriole. Gene Ontology annotation, biological process: cilium assembly.
AGUGUUGUUGUUAGCAACUACCGGCUAAUAGCUAACUUUAGCCGAUCAGUGGGCUAACAACACACUGCUGUUUGUCUCAGAUUACCUUAUUAAAUAAUUACCAUUCAGUCAAACUCGGUCUGCGGUAGUAUCUGUCGCUCUCACCGGCUGUUUGUCUCUGAUAUCAGGAAAGAUGUCUUCUGCCACGUCUGAUCCAACUCUUGAGAGACAUUUCAAGGGUCACAGGGACAAUGUUACAAGUGUGGACUUCAACUGCAACAUGAAACAGAUUGCCACCGGCUCUAUGGACUCAAGUGUGAUGAUCUGGAACAUGAAACCUCAGAUGAGGGCAUAUCGUUUUGAUGGACACAAAGAUGCUGUCACUUCAGUUCAGUUUUCUCCCUCUGGCCACCUGGUUGCAUCUGCCUCCAGAGACAAGACAGCACGUCUUUGGGUGCCCAGCCUGAAGGCUGAGUCAACAGCUUUCAGGGCGCACACUGCCACUGUGCGCAGCAUCAACUUUUCUGCUGACGGGCAGAAUCUGGUCACAGCCUCCGAUGACAAGACCAUCAAAGUGUGGACCGUCCACAGACAAAAGUUUCUCUUCUCUCUCAACCAGCACAUCAACUGGGUCCGCUGUGCCAAGUUUUCUCCAGACGAUCGUUUGAUUGUGUCGUCCAGUGACGAUAAGACUAUAAAGCUGUGGGACAAGAACAGUAGAGAGUGCAUUCAUUCUUUCUAUGAACAUGCUGGUUAUGCAAACCACGUGGACUUCCAUCCCAGUGGAACGUGUAUAGCUGCAGCCAGUACUGACAACUCUGUAAAAGUCUGGGACAUCAGAUCCCACAAGAUGCUACAGCAUUACCAAGUCCACAGUGGAGUGGUGAACAGCUUGUCUUUCCACUCGGCUGGUAAUUUCCUCAUCACCGCAUCCAGUGACUCCACAAUGAAGAUACUGGACCUUGUGGAGGGCAAGCUACUGUACACACUGCAUGGACACCAGGGUCCAGUGACCUGUGUGGCCUUCUCCAGGACAGGAGAGUAUUUCUCCUCUGGAGGUUCUGAUGAGCAGGUAAUGGUGUGGAAGAGUAACUUUGACUGCGCUGAAGGCAGCGAUGACUUCAGGUUGGACCAUAAAGAUACUCCCAGCUUGCAGGCACUGGGCAGCUCCACGGCUCAGCCCUCCCUAACCUCGCAGCCCUCUGUGCACCGCAGCCAGGUAAGUUCAGCUUGCGAACCAUCCGAACAUCUUAGCGGGCAGGACUCCCACACAAAGAGCGGCAAUCGCAAUGGCAGCCACAGCAGAGCGACUCGUUCCCAAACCUACGGACACCUCAGCUCCAGCUCUUCCUCCACCCACCAGGCACAGACCCCGGGUUUACCGCAGCAUUCACCCCAGGGUCAAUCACAGUCCCAGGCUUUGGAUGGGGGGGUCCCACCUGGUCUGGCGAGCACCCUGGAACACAUCAUCGGUCAACUGGAUAUUCUCACCCAGACGGUUUCGAUCUUGGAGCAGCGGCUGACACUGACAGAGGACAAGCUCAAGGAGUGUUUGGAGAACCAGAUGGAGAUUGGUCUACAUCUCCAGAGACGUGAGGAGGCCUAAAGAUGGCGGCACCAGAGAGAGGUUGAACUGUGGUGUGAGGGCAAAUGGGUUCACGCCAACACUACUUACAAAAAAAGCAUCUACCGAACACUCCGGUUGUUACGUCUCACUUGAAAUGUGCGAUCUUGCACACAGUCCAGAACUGUUUCCCUGACUGGACUCCAAUUGCACACUGAGCCUCACUGCUGAUGUACUGCGCCUGGUUAUUUUACAAAGAGAUAUCUGAAGUGAAGGAGUUGAAUAUUAGAGAAGUUGUUCUUCUACAAGAAUGCUGAGAGCGCAGUCCCCUUUCUGCUGACAAAGGAUCUGCUGCGAGUCACUUUUUGAGUGUGCAAGCGUCUGUGUGUGUAUGUGUGAGCAUUUAGAUGUGUAUGCACAAAAUUGUGUCCUGUGAGAUACAUGCAAAAGACUUUCCUACUUGCCUUUACCCCACACAUACUGUAUGGGCAUUUUGAACUCUAUCUGCGUAUGUGGCGUGCAGGUUCAUGCCGAGUUUCAUCACUGUAAAAUACACUCAGAAAUCACAAAUACAGUUCCCAAAAACCAACAUAACCACAAUGCAUUACUAUUGUUUAGUUGUAUUAAGACAUGCUCAAUAUUCUUUUUAAUUGAAAAAAGAGGGUCAGUUAUUUACAAAGUUUGCUGUCUAUGGGUGCUUCAUGUUUGUUCUGCUGCUUGUUCAACAUUCGUAGAUUCAAAUCCUUAACUACAGAGCCAACAAUGUGCCUUUGUUGGAUCUCAAUUGAAAAACCUGUUUCCAAGUUGGUAAGUUUGUUACAGUUAUUAAAGACUAUCUCUUACAUUAUAUUUUAUUUUCAACAGAUCCUGUAUAUACCACAAAGCAACAAUGAAUUGAAUUGGACAGGGUAGUAGGGUGGUAAAGUAUUGCGAGAUGUUGGUUUCCGUUUCUGGAUUGUUGAAGAUGCAACAAAAUAUAAAUGAGCAACAGUCUAAUUAUUUAAGUUAAAAUGAUGAUGUGUUGGGGUUAUCUCCUCUGUGCGAAAGAUAAGCAUUUGUUCCGUCCCUUCAUACACUGUGUCCUAAACUUUUAU